Molecule: messenger RNA, 830 nt
Organism: Drosophila ananassae
Lineage: Eukaryota; Metazoa; Arthropoda; Insecta; Diptera; Drosophilidae
Gene: MED18
Product: mediator of RNA polymerase II transcription subunit 18
Exons: 3
Coding region: 105-758 (217 amino acids)
Biological process (GO): termination of RNA polymerase II transcription; regulation of transcription by RNA polymerase II
Cellular component (GO): mediator complex; core mediator complex
Molecular function (GO): transcription coregulator activity
Source: RefSeq, a predicted model, not a curated record
CACCAACGGCGCUGUUAACACUGGCCAAAAGUAUAAACAAAAGGAGCAAUAGUAGUCGGCGGCUUCAACUCCGGUUUAAUUUUUUUAUAAAUAUAAUACUGACCAUGUCUGCCAUUUCGUCGGCUCGCGAGACGCUCUCGCAUGCACUGAACAACCGUCUCCUGCCCAACCUGGAGUAUCUGCUGCAGGGCUCCAUCAUGGACUCCGCCGUGGAGCAUUUGAUUCACAGACUGAAGGGCCUCUGCGACAAUGUAGACACCUCACCGGAACCGUUUAACGACCUGGAGGUGUGCAUGAGCCUGCGACAACCGAAUGCAACCCAGCCGUUGCUGCUCCGGGUGCGGAGAGCACUCAGUCGGGAUGCCCCCUUCCAGAUGCGCUACCUGGGCCAGCCGGAGGUCGACCAGAGGCGACCCACACUCGUGCGGAGCUGCAUGGACUGCGCCUGCACCAAUGGUAUCCUUGAGUUUCUCACCGAAAUGGGCUUCCGCUUGGAGUUCGAGUACAUAGCCAAGGGCUAUAUGUUUAGGAAAGGUCGCAUGAAAAUUACCGUCUCGAAACUGAUCAAAAUCGUUCCUGGCAAGCAACAGGACAUGGCCAACGAGCCGAUCUCCCAGAGCUACAUUGUCGAGCUGUCUGUGGUGGCGCCCACGGGACAGGAGAACGUUGGCGAGGAGAUGAGGGUGUUUGCGGAGCAGCUCAAGCCACUGGUGCAGCUCGAGAAGAUCGACUACAAGCGUCUGGGAGGCUUGCCGUAGAAUGGAGAGCACAUCUUUUGUAUUUCCUCAACAGUUAUUUAAUGGCUUAUAGAUUAGAAACAUAGAAAAAUA